Molecule: messenger RNA, 957 nt
Organism: Saxophila tyrrhenica
Lineage: Eukaryota; Fungi; Ascomycota; Dothideomycetes; Mycosphaerellales; Extremaceae
Exons: 3
Coding region: 1-957 (318 amino acids)
Biological process (GO): transmembrane transport
Cellular component (GO): membrane
Molecular function (GO): transmembrane transporter activity
Source: RefSeq, a predicted model, not a curated record
AUGGCUGCGAUGGUAGUUUUGUUCGUUGGCUGGCUGCCGCUCGUUGGAUGCCUGGGCGGUCUCUCCCCUCAUCCUAGAAGCUUCCACGACAUUGUUACGGACCUCACUAGCACUGACGGCUGGGACAACCUUGGGAUUGCGGUUUUGGUUGGUCAGAUCAGCAACGUAUAUGCUUUGACGUCUUUCGAUGCCGCCGCACACAUGGCAGAAGAGGUAACAAACGCCGGCCGGGCUGUUCCGUUGGCCAUCGUCUGGAGUUAUGUCGGUAAUGCCACUGUAGCGUUCGUGGUAAUCGCCCUCACCAUGUGGAGCAUCCCUGAUAUUGGCGCGGCCGUGGACAACCCAACGGGUUUUGCGUUCAUCUUUCCACUAAUGGAGGCUGGGAAGAGAUGGGCGCAGGCGAUCGUUGCCGUCAUUACGCUCAUUGCCUUCGCUGGAUGCACAGGCUGUAACGCAGCAGCUUCCCGCGAAAUGGCUGCUUUCGCACGUGAUGGUGGUCUGCCGGGUUCCAAGUGGCUUGCAAGGGUCACAAAGCCAACCCAUCCUCCUCGCAACUCCGUCUACGUCACCAGCUUCGUCACUGUUGCACUGGUCUGCAUCAACUUCGGCUCCACCGUUGCCUUCAACGUUAUAAUUUCAGGCCAGCUCAUCGCUCUCAACGCUUCGUACGCCCUGACCCACGGAUGCGCGCUCUGGGCACGAGCAACUGGCCAAUACCGCCGGGACAUUGCGCGAUGGAACAUGGGCCCGAUGGGCGCCUUUGUGAACAUCGUUGCCUUCUUCUAUGAUCUCUUGCUGAUCAUCUUCCUCGCACUCCCGUCUGCGCCAGAAGUCACUCCUAAGACCAUGAAUUGGGGCCCCGUGAUCUUCCUUGGUAGUACUGUUCUUGCACUAUUAUUUUACGCUGUCCUUGGUCGACACCAGUUCAAGGAUCCCGGAAAGGAAGUUAUUAGUUAG